Artibeus jamaicensis (Jamaican fruit-eating bat) is the source of this 2055-nucleotide messenger RNA. RefSeq names its product hydroxycarboxylic acid receptor 2 (gene HCAR2). Gene Ontology annotation, cellular component: membrane. The record is from RefSeq and is a predicted model, not a curated record. Gene Ontology annotation, molecular function: G protein-coupled receptor activity. The transcript has a single exon. NCBI's taxonomy places the organism in Eukaryota, Metazoa, Chordata, Mammalia, Chiroptera, Phyllostomidae. Bases 60 to 1154 code for a protein of 364 amino acids. Gene Ontology annotation, biological process: G protein-coupled receptor signaling pathway.
CACCUCUUUCCUUGAGCACGGCGAGGCGAGGCCCUCCGAGCGCCUGCCCCGGUCCACCCAUGCGGCUGCACCAGCAGCAGGAUGAUCACUUUCUGCAAAUCCGGAACAAGAGCUGCUGCGUGUUCCGGGAUGACUUCAUUGCCCACGUCCUGCCCACCGUGCUGGGGCUGGAGUUCGUGUUCGGGCUCCUGGGCAAUGGCCUCGCCCUAUGGAUCUUCUGCUUCCACCUCAAGUCCUGGAAAUCCAGCCGGAUUUUCCUGUUCAACUUGGCCGUGGCGGACUUUCUCCUGAUCAUCUGUCUGCCGUUCCUGCUGGACAACUACGUGAGGAAGUGGGACUGGAAGUUUGGGGACAUCCCUUGCCGGCUGAUGCUCUUCAUGCUGGCCAUGAACCGCCAGGGCAGCAUCAUCUUCCUCACGGUGGUGGCCGUGGACAGGUACUUCCGGGUGGUCCAUCCCCACCACGCUGUGAACAAGAUGUCCAACCGGACGGCGGCCGUCAUCUCCUGCUUCCUGUGGGCCCUGACCAUCGGCCUGACGGUCCACCUGCUGUACAAGAAGAUGCUGAUCAAGAACCGCGACGCCUACCUGUGCAGCAGCUUCAGCAUCUGCUACACCUUCCGGUGGCACGACGCCAUGUUCCUGCUGGAGUUCUUCCUGCCCCUGGGCAUCAUCGUGUUCUGCUCGGUCCGCAUCAUCUGGAGCCUGCGGCAGCGACAGAUGGACCGGCACGCCAAGAUCAAGAGGGCCAUCACCUUCGUCCUGGUGGUGGCCGUGGUCUUCGUCAUCUGCUUCCUGCCCAGCGUGGCCGUGCGCAUGCGCAUCUUCUGGCUGCUGCGCACGCGCGGGACGCAGAACUGCAACAUCUACCGCUCGGUGGACCUGGCCUUUUUCAUCACGCUCAGCUUCACCUACAUGAACAGCAUGCUGGACCCUUUGGUGUACUACUUCUCCAGCCCGUCUUUUCCCAACUUCUUCUCCACCCUGAUCAACCGCUACCUCCGGAAGAAGAUGCCCGAGGAGCCUGAGAACAACCGCAGCACCAGCGUGGAGCUCACGGGGGAUGUGAGCGUGGCCAGGACCAUCCCCAGCACGCUGAUGAGCGACAGCAAUGAGUCGUGGAGCCCGCCUGAUCCGACUCCAGGCUCUACUUAAAUGAAAUCAUCCACCCAAGAAGGGAGAUUUCCGCCAAGAACCGAGCUGGCUGGGGAAGCAGCUGGGCUGGUGCACAGAGUAAGAUCAUUAGACUUGGCCCGGAGUUUCCUGGAGCUUCCAGACUCGGAGAAGCUGAUUUAGAGAAGUGGGGUGCAGGGUGGGCCACUUGGUUGCAGAGAGCCAGCCCUGGAAUCUCGGAGGAGCCAGGAAUCAGGUGCCCAGACAUUGGCACCCCCUGCUCCCUCUCGGACACUUGCAGAAUUGAGGAUGGCAACCCCAGCCGCACUUCUGCCAAGAGAAGUUGGAGCCGCAGAGAUGCCUGUGGGCACCUGUGGUUCACCGGCACCUUCCCUUCAGUUGCCUGACACUUGGAUGGGUCUCACCUCCUGGGGCCCUACCCAGCCUGGUCCUGGCUCCAGCUGAGAAACAGAAGAGCUGAGGGACUGGAAAGGAGUGUCGGCUUCCCGAGGGAACCAAGGCACCGUCCUGUAAGCCAGCAGAUCCCCUGCAGUCAGCGGGAUCAAUUCAUCUUGGGCCUGAGCCUUCGCCGAACUGGAUUAGACUAAUGGACUCACGGACUCUGGGUUGCGUCUGAGUCUCCAAUACUGGUAAGAGGAAGAUUGGCCCUGAGAGUAACUUUCCCAAGUUACUAAGAGAAAGAAAAUGGCUUUUGUGUCACAGCCUGCCAUUAACCCACCCCCUCCUGUUUAUACUCAUUUGAAGCUUGAGCAGUUAAAAAGGCUUCAGGGCAAAGAGCUGCUUCCCACCUCUGUUUGCUUUUGUUAUUAAGAGGGAAAGGCAGCCUGCUGCCUGGAGGGGAAGGUGCCUCCUGGUUCCUUUGCUUGUGUUUCUGUACUUACAAGAAUCUGCCACCUCAAUAAACUUCGAUGUGAGACUCACA